Rhinolophus ferrumequinum (greater horseshoe bat) is the source of this 1645-nucleotide messenger RNA. RefSeq names its product FA complementation group L (gene FANCL). NCBI's taxonomy places the organism in Eukaryota, Metazoa, Chordata, Mammalia, Chiroptera, Rhinolophidae. The record is from RefSeq and is a predicted model, not a curated record. Gene Ontology annotation, biological process: protein monoubiquitination; interstrand cross-link repair. Gene Ontology annotation, cellular component: Fanconi anaemia nuclear complex; nucleus. The transcript has 14 exons. Bases 36 to 1160 code for a protein of 374 amino acids. Gene Ontology annotation, molecular function: ubiquitin protein ligase activity.
CCCCCCCCCCCCCGCGGCCCCACUGACGGCGAACCAUGGAGACGCCAGCGAGCUUGAUGCACCAGUGCCCAUUGCUUCUGCCCCAAAACCGGGCGAAAACCGUGUAUGAAGGCUUCAUUACGGCACAGGGAAGAGAUUUCCACCUUAGAAUAUUGUUGCCUGAAGAUUUACAACUGAAGAAUGCAAGAUUACUAUGUAGUUGGCAGCUGAAAGCGAUACUUAGUGGCUACCAUCAAAUAGUACAACAGAGAAUGCAGCACUCUUCUGACCUAAUGAGCUUUAUGAUGGAGUUGAAGAUGGUUUUGGAAGUUGCUUUAAAGAAUAAACAAGAGCUACAUGUCUCACUUCCUCCUCCCCAGUUCUACUCAAGCCUUAUUGAAGAGAUAGGAACUCUUGGCUGGGAUAAACUUGUAUAUGCAGAUACCUGCUUCAGCACCAUCAAGUUAAAAGCUGAAGAUGCUUCUGGUAGAGAGCAUCUACUCACUCUCAAGUUGAAGACGAAGUACCCUGCAGAAUCACCAGAUUGUUUUGUGGAUUUUCCUGUUUCAUUUUCUGUUUCCUGGACACCAAAGAGCUCCAUUGUGAAUAUUCAUAGUCAGUUUUUGACAGCAUUGGAAUCACUAAAGACCUUCUGGGAUGUUAUGGAUGAAAUUGAUGAGAAGACUUGGGUACUUGAGCCAGAAAAACCUACACGGAGUGCAACAGCACGCAGAAUUGCAUUAGGGAAUAAUGCUUCAAUAAAUAUAGAUGUAGACCCCAGACAUCCUACCAUGCUUCCGGAGUGCUGCUUUCUUGGAGCUGACCAUGUGGUGAAACCCCUAGGAAUUAAGCUGAGCAGAAACAUACAUUUGUGGGAUCCAGAAAAUAGUCUGUUACAAAAUUUGAAAGAUGUUUUAGAAAUUGAUUUUCCAGCUCGUGCCAUCCUGGAAAAAUCUGAUUUUUCUAUGGAUUGUGGAAUUUGUUAUGCAUACCAGCUUGAUGGUGCCAUUCCUGAUCAAGUGUGUGAUAACUCCCAGUGUGGACAGCCUUUCCAUCAAAUAUGCUUAUACGAGUGGUUGAGAGGACUACUGACUAGUAGACAGAGUUUUAACAUCAUAUUUGGUGAAUGUCCAUAUUGUAGUAAGCCAAUUACCUUGAAAAUGUCUGGGAGAAAGCCCUGAAAUAAGAAUGUAACACUGAAGAACUGGAAACUUAAAAAAAAGGAUUUUGUUUGGUAUCUUCAGAGAAAAUAUAAAGCAAGAAAUACUACCACCAAAAGAAAAACAAUGGUGAAGCCAUAAUAAUACACAUCUGCCUUUGUCUCUUCACUAAGAGUAAACUGGGAAAUUGCACGCCACAGUCCUGUAGAACUUUCUAAGUCUGUGACUUCCAUAGCAGUCGUAGAAGUGCUUGUAUACCAAGAUGGACAUCUUGACUUGUUGAAUGUGUCUGGACUGGUAAAAUCAUGAUGGAGUUCAUAAAAUGAUUUUGGGAACUGUAUAUAGCUGGAUAUUUGUGGAGAACUUUUUACUUCAUUCAAAAACUCUUGAGACUUACAAUAUUUUUGUCUUCUCCUUGUGCUUUCCUAUGGGAAAAUACAUACAUAAUGUAUUAGAUUUGUUAUCUAAUUAUUUACUUUGUGUACUCUAUAAGAAUGCUAAAUAAA